AUCCCUAAAUUAGCCUGCCUCCACUUCUUUACAUUCACUUCUCGAAUAAGUUCGACUCCUCAUCCCUUCCCUCUGUGGCCUUUAUCUUCGCAAUCAUCCCCUCAUGUAUUCCUACCGUUUCCCAAAAUUCCCCUUUUCCCGUUAACUUCCGCCGCGUGCGUCCUUCACUAAGUACCCUCAUCUCUCUAGCUGAGUUCUGCAGAUAUUGCUUGGUUUCUCCCUUUACGGGGAACGAAGGAGCCCAUAUUUGGCAUCUGAGCCGGAGAGAGUCCUCUUCGGAUUUCGGGGCUGGGGUUAUUAUCUAAGUUUUUUUUUUUUUUUAAUGAAUCGCUUUUAUACACAGGAAAUUGUUGCAAUCUGUGUUUGGAUUUUCGGAGCUUUGAGUUCUCGCCAGCAGGAUUGAAUUUCAUAGGUCCGCUCGGUGCGCCGUUGGCGAAAUAUUGGUAUCUUCUCUAGAAGUUCAGUUGAUCAAAAAAAUCUAGGUUUCGAUAAUAUCUCUCUCUGCAGCAUGAUAUGAAAGAGUAAAGAUGAAGAGAGGCAAAGAUGAUGAGAAGCUCGUGAGGCCAAUGUUCCCUAGAUUGCAUGUCAAUGAUACGGAAAAGGGUGGUCCAAGAGCACCGCCGAGGAAUAAGAUGGCCCUCUAUGAACAGUUUAGUAUUCCAUCUCAAAGGUUCAACCCAGGCGUUCAGCCACUUAACCCUGUUAGUUCUAGUAACACAGUCUCCCUGGCAUCCUCAAGCCAGAGGACUGUUCCUGAGAGAAACCAUAUCCUUCCUGUUCAUUUACCUCCACAAACACCUACUUAUCAAGAUGAAAAUAAUAUUUCUCAUCAAUCUGAUGUGGCAAAUCAGAACCCGUCGAUGUCAAAACCUGAGCAAAGAAAAAAGGUAGAUGAAGAUGACUUUAGGGUUCCUAUGUAUAUGAAUGCAAGAGUUGGUCAAUCUAACGAUAAUACUCAGAAGACUUUUGAUGGAAGAAAAUUCACUGCCAUAGGCCCUCGAUAUUUCGGUUGUGCAGUAGAAGUGCAAAAUGAUUGUGACAGGGAUCCCAAACAGUUUGGCUUCCCAUACGUCAAUAUAAGAAAAGACGUGAGAUGUGAGGGUAAUGUUCUUUCAAAUGAAAGCCCAAGUAGGGACCUGCCAGUAAAAUCUGCCAGGAACAUUUUAAAUGGAGAAAAUAUUGACGGUCUUGCCAGGCAAGACAAUGCGACUGGAAAUCAAGAGUAUCAGGAUCAGAAUUGUCCUGGAUCAAGGUUUGGCAGAUUGCAUCAGGCUGAUGCUUGCCCACAACAGGAUCUUGAAGCUGUGUCUCUAUGUAAUAACGCCAGAAGCAGUGAUGGUCUUGUUCGCCCUUCAAGUGAUACAGAAAAGGGAGACGUCCCUUUACUGAGAGGCUGCUUUCAUUCUACUGCUGAUCAAGAUAGUCCAGUUGAGGCUAUUGAUGACACAGAGUGUCAUGAUACCAGGCGGACAGGUCUGAUGAAGAAAAAUUGGGACAAAAGUGACAAUGUUUCCAAGAUCUCCAUGGUAGAUAAUUUGUUAAGCCAAGAAAUUUCUCCUGAUGAUGUUGUGGAGAUAAUAGGUCAAAAACAUUUCUGGAAAGCAAGAAGAGCUAUUGUCAAUCAACAGAGAGUGUUUGCAGUCCAGGUGUUUGAGUUGCACAGACUCAUAAAGGUCCAACAACUGAUUGCUGGAUCACCAGAUAUUUUGCUUGAGGAUGCUUUUCUGGGAAAACCUCCUUUAGAGGGAUCUGCUCCCAAAAAACACACAUUGGAAUAUGUUAUGAAACCUCAGCAACAAGAUCUCAAGUGUAAAGACAACUCUGAAAAGCGUAACCAUAACAUGGAAUGUUCUGCGGAGAAUGCAGUUGGGAAAACAUCUCUUUCAUCUGUGAAAAAUGGUAGCCACCUUUCGAAUUACACCGCCUUUUUUGGAAACUCCCACCAGGUAAAUAAUCCUUGGUAUUUACACCAGCCACCUGGGCAUCAGUGGUUAGUUCCUGUGAUGUCUCCUUCUGAGGGGCUUGUCUACAAGCCAUAUCCUGGACCUGGAUUCACGGGAACAGCUUGUGGAGGGUAUGGACCUUUUGGGCCAGGGCCUCUGGGAGGUGCUUUUAUGAAUCCUGCCUACGGAGUCCCAGCUUCUCAUCAAGGCUUAGGGGUUCCAACGGACACACCUCCAAGCAGUAAUGCUUACUUUCCUCGUCAUGAUAUGCCAGUUAUGGCUCCAGCGAUGUCUGGGUCAGCUGUUGAGCAGAAGAACCAUUUUGCUGGGCCAGGGCCUCAUGGUAAAAAUGGUCAUUUGUCUGGUAAAGAAGCUAACUGCAACAGCAAUAGCAACAGCAAUGCUCGUCAAAGCUCUUGUAAUUUGCCCUCAGUUCAGAAGAGUAGAACUAUAUCACGGUCACAGGUCAAGAAAUUUCAGGCAUCUAAGGCUAGUGAGUUACAAGGAAGCACAGCGAGUAGUCCUGGUGAAAUGGCACAAAGAAUCACCAGCACGAGUCAAAUUGAAGGAAGGGAUGCACUUCCUCUUUUUCCAAUGGCUUCUCCAGUUUUUCCAGAGACAGAGGCAGAGAGAGCCCCUCACUCUCUGCCUCUCCUAGAGACCAGACAGCAAACGCGAGUGAUCAGGGUUGUGCCUCACAACCCCAGAUCUGCAACGGAAUCAGCUGCUAGAAUUUUCAAGUCAAUUCAAGAAGAGAGACGACAGUUUGACACUGUAUAGUGACCUUCGUCUAAGUCAGUAUGCUACAGUGGAUUGAGCCCCUGUAUUCUUAAGGGCCAUUUGGUAUAUGAGAAAGGAUUUGAGAAGAGGGAAAAUGUGAGGGAAUUUUUUUUAUGUGCGAUAAAUGACAAAUUGCCUUUCUUUUUUUUUUGGGGGGGGGGGGGGACACUUCCCAUAUUUGUAGCAGAGAAUUUUCUCAUUCCCAUUCUCUUUCUCAUUCCAUUUUGUACCAAAAGGGCCCUUUGGAGUAUGAUGACAUCCUAUAGCGGAUAUAUUUCCCCUUGGUUUUGGUCGCGCUACAAUAUAUUUGUAUGUAGAUAUCUAUGCAAUGUUUAAAACUAGUCAAAUGUAAUAUUAUUAGCAUAGUGUCUUCAUA
This is a messenger RNA of Neltuma alba, 3099 nucleotides long. Its product is annotated as protein EARLY FLOWERING 3. The transcript has 5 exons. NCBI's taxonomy places the organism in Eukaryota, Viridiplantae, Streptophyta, Magnoliopsida, Fabales, Fabaceae. The record is from RefSeq and is a predicted model, not a curated record. Gene Ontology annotation, biological process: regulation of photoperiodism, flowering. Bases 528 to 2723 code for a protein of 731 amino acids.